AGAAACUCAGCCAGGAAGAGGCGGAGAAACGAGCCGAAAACACACAGAGCCGAGUUGUGAUGUGCGGGGCGUCGCCGACAUGGAUGUACAUUAACCUGAGAUUACAGGGGGCACUCUGCGUUUCCACACGGCUGAGUCGCUUUCAUUAACGGCAGGGGAGCGCCUGGCAGGCCGGGUCAUGCUGAUGGACCAGGACACUCAGUGGCUGUACCAGCUCCUGGCUGAGGUCCAGCUGGAGAAGUUUUACCUGCGCGUCCGGGACGGCCUCAACAUCACCCGCAUCGAACACUUCGCCUACGUGAAGGAGGCCGACCUCGAGCAGAUUGGAAUCAGCAAACCUGCACAGAGAAGAUUAUGGGACGCUCUGAAACGCCACAAGACGUCGAUGCGGCCGCGGACAUGGAUGAACAAGGUGUUUAGCGGUCGGGGUCCGGAUGGAGGUGAGCAGUGGAGCGGAGGGGGUCCCGGCCAGGAGAGCAGCAGCCGGACCCUCCCCUGUCUGAUCCAGGACAGCGAGCUGACGCUGGCGGAGAAGCUGGGAUCCGGAUCCUUCGGGGUGGUGAGGAGGGGCGAGUGGCAGACGCCCACCGGCCGAGUGCUGCCUGUAGCAGUGAAGUCACUGAGGAGCAGUGUGUCCAGGCAGACAGACACGCUGACAGACUUCCUCCAAGAAGUGACCACCAUGCAGUCCUUGGACCAUCCCAACAUCAUCCGGCUGUACGGAGUGGUGCUCACACAGCCCCUCAAGAUGGUAACAGAGCUGGCCGCCUUGGGCUCCCUGUAUGACACCCUGCACUCACGACAGUAUGAAUACCCACUGCUGCGUCUCUGGCUCUUUGCGACCCAGAUCGCCGCAGGUAUGGAGUACCUGGAGAGCCGGAGGUUCAUCCACAGGGACCUGGCUGCCCGGAACGUCCUGCUAGCAUCGAAGGAGCUGGUGAAGAUUGGGGACUUUGGCCUGAUGAGGGGCCUGACCCAGGAGACGGACCACUAUGUGAUGUCGGCACACAGGCGGAUCCCGUUUGCAUGGUGUGCUCCAGAGAGUUUGCGUGUCGGCUCUUUCUCCCACUGCUCAGACGUGUGGAUGUUCGGUGUCACCCUGUGGGAGAUGUUCACCUACUGCGAGGAGCCCUGGUUCGGCCUGAACGGCAGACAGAUUUUGUGGCGUGUGGAGCGGGAAGGUGAGCGCCUGGAGAGACCGCCAGAUUGCCCGCAGGAACUUUACAGCGUGAUGAGGAAGUGCUGGGCCUGCAACCCGGCCGACCGACCCACCUUCUCCCAGCUCGCCACGCUGGUGGCCGAGGCUAAACCGAUGGAGGUGCAGGCAAUACGGGACUUUGCUGAACCCAGGAAACUCGCACUUGUGCCCAACGACCUUGUGACCGUCAUAGACCAUGGUCUGGAGCUGUGUGAGUGGAAGGGCCAGAACCAGAGGACGCUGGCGGUCGGCUGGUUCCCUGCCAGCCUGGUCGCACCGUGCCUCCCUGCUGCCAGCGCUGCCGGCCCCGGCCCCGCCCCUGCGCCUGGCCCCGCCCCCGGCCCCGCCCCUGCCCUCGGCCCUGGUCCUGGCCACGGCCACAUCUCAGCUCCCGUGAAAGGCAGCCUGAAGCACACCGGGCAUGGAGACAUCAAACCUGAGCGCAGCUGGGGGACACCUGAGAGGCUGGACGACAGUGGCAGCUGGAGGACCGGCCUGGCCAACAGGGAGAAGGAGGGGUCCAAUCUCCAGAGAAUGGCAGGUAUGUCUCGCAGUCUGGAGUCAGUUUUGAGUGGGCCGCAGGGCAGGCCUCACACAGGCGGGGGGGUCAAACUAGACCACCAGGGGAGGCCUGUGCCCUCCAUCAUGAUGGCCCACAGCGUGGUGAUGCAGCAGGACCACCGCAGAUUCAGCGAAGCCAGUAUCGUCCCACCUCCGCGGCCUCCACCCCCCAACUUCAAGCGCCUCAGGCCUCAGAUGAGAGAGCGGAGGCCCACGGUGCACCCUGUCCCAGGCAACCCGUGGCCGCCGCAGAUGCUCCCCCAGUGCCAGCCACAACCUCAGCCCCUACCUCCACAGGUCAUGGGGGGCAGCAACCUGGUUAAAAUGAGUCCCAUGACGCGCUCCACCCCACUGCUGGAUGACAAUUCAGAAAGCAAAGACAGGGAUCGAGAGAGGGAGAGGGUCCGAGAGAGAGACAAGGAACGCUACUCACCUCAAGUGCAGCACUCAAGAGACGCCGUCAUCGCACAGGUUAUGGAGGCGGUGCAUGGAGUGACCACAGAGGAAGUACACAGCGCGCUUCGCCGCAAUGACUGGAACCCAACGCGAGCUGAACAACAACUCAAGCUGGAGCAGCUGUACUCGCUGAGCCUCUGCUCCAGAGACGACUGUGUGAGGAUCCUCUCCAAGUACCAGUGGAACCUGCAGCUCGCCAGCCGCUACGUGAUCCGGAUGACCCGGGAAGAGCGACUGGCUCCGGGCGAGAGGGAGCGACCUCAGAUCAGCACAGAGAGACGAAUUUGAAAUGUUUUUUUGUUCUUACUCUUAUCGUCUGCUUCUGGCGAGGGACAGUUGACCUGAUCACCUGAACACCUGAUCACCAUCGUUGAGUUUGGUGAUGGUAGUUUUUGGAAUGGGACAGGAUCUCUCAUUUGCUUUUCCCAGCCAGUCCAGGGCUCAAACCAGUGAUCGUCCUGUCACAAGCCGACUUCUCAAACUGUCCAGGCAUCGGACAUCACCACAGAGGAUAUAAAAAUGGAACAAUGAAGAUGGAUGAGUGUAACUAAAAAAUGAAAAGACAGGAAUUUACGAGGACUCGCUUUUUCUCACCACUGUUUUAUACUUUUAACGAGUUUGUACCCACCACAUUAUCUAUUUGUUUUUUUGUUUUUUACAAAUAGUUUUCUAUCUUUAUGAAUUUGUAUAUACUAUAUUAGUAAUGAUUGCCAUGUUGAAUAAAUAAAUGAUGAAUAAAUUGUUGAUCAGGUGA
Molecule: messenger RNA, 2969 nt
Organism: Myripristis murdjan (pinecone soldierfish)
Lineage: Eukaryota; Metazoa; Chordata; Actinopteri; Holocentriformes; Holocentridae
Gene: tnk1
Product: tyrosine kinase, non-receptor, 1
Exons: 15
Coding region: 179-2503 (774 amino acids)
Biological process (GO): protein phosphorylation
Molecular function (GO): ATP binding; protein tyrosine kinase activity; protein binding
Source: RefSeq, a predicted model, not a curated record